This is a messenger RNA of Rotaria sp. Silwood1, 3567 nucleotides long. Lineage: Eukaryota; Metazoa; Rotifera; Eurotatoria; Philodinida; Philodinidae. The record is from the annotation of a GenBank genome assembly.
AUGAGCUUUAACUCGGAAUGUAUACAAUUUUAUGCAUUAACUGCUGAGAAACUUUGUGUCGAUCUUAUUCUUGGUAUGGAUUUUAUGAUUGCUUUUCAUGCCAUUAUCGAUGUACAUUCUCAACAUUUCUCCAUUAAAAUUGCUAAUCAACGUGUUAUCAUUCCAGUAGAUGAUCCCUUACGUCGGCCACUCGUUCCAAUUCAUGCUAGUCAAUUUACUAUUAUUCCUCCUCAAUCAAGUGUCAAUGUUAGGAUUUCGUCUCCUAUCUCUUCUUUAUCGGCUUAUUUUAUUCCAACAUCUACUUUUCUUGAACAUCCAUCUUUAUCAUCUUCGCAAACAACCAUCCAAAUUCAGCAUCAUUCUGCAUCUCUUCGUGUGUUUAAUCAAUCUUCUAUUCCACAACAAUUACCUCGGUAUUUUUGUUUCGGAUAUUUACUAAGUAAUCAAGUUCGACAGCAAAAUUAUUUCGAUCAACUUGCCACACUUUGUCGUUGUCAAAAUGAAAAAAAGAAUCGUCAACUUUCAUCUUGCACUGUUCCUCCAGCUCAAACUCCUGCUGUAUUACCAUUACCGUGCAUGUCAAUUAUGCGUGCUGAUACUAUUCCACUACCAACUCAUUUACAGCAGAAUAUGGAUUUAUUAGUCAAACAUUUAGUUGAUCCACAUCGACAACAUCAACUCUCUUCCCUUCUCAUUCAAUAUUCGAAACUUUUUGAUAAUUCACGUCAUAAUAUCUCUGAUAUUGUCAUUCACAAUGUGUUCAAUACUGUCCCACAUACACCACCUGCGUCUCGUCCGCAUCGAAAUCCACAUACUCGUGAAGAAACUCAACAUCUUAUUGACGAAUUUCUUGCGGCUGGGCUUAUUCAAGAAUCCAAUUCUCCUUAUGCCGCUCCAGCUUUUAUUGUUCCUCGUAAGGAUAACCGUCCUGGUCGUCUCGUGGUAGAUUAUCGUGCCUUAAAUAAAAUAACAAUUCCUGAUGCUAGUCCACUUCCACAUGGAGAAGAUUUAUUACAAGAAUUGGGCAAGGGUUAUCAAUACUUUAGUAAACUCGAUUUAAAAUCCGGUUAUCAUCAAUUUCGAAUACCGCCUUCUGAUCGUGCUAAAACUGCUUUCGUUGUUUCUCAAGGUCAUUAUGAAUUUUUAGUUCUUUCAAUGGGUCCACAAAAUGCUCCAGCUGCUUUUCAAAAAACAAUGUGUCAGGUUAUGAGACCUUGUCGUGAAUUUUGUCAAGUUUUUCUAGAUGAUAUUAUACUUUUUUCACGAACAUUCGACGAUCAUAUACGUCAUUUACAGUUGGCUCUUGACACUUUGGCUGCUGCAAAACUCGUUCUUAAUGUUUCGAAAUGUGAAUUAGCAGUGGAAAAAGUUGUUGUUCUUGGUCAUACUAUAUCUGCAACAUCUAUUACACCUACAACUGAUGCUAUACAAGCUAUUUUAGAUUUACCCGAACCUCGUACUCUAAAACAAGCUAAUAAAUUUCUUGGUGGUCUUGCCUAUUAUCGCAAAUUUGUUCCACACUUUGCUGCUCUUGCUGAACCCAUACAUAAGGUUACUAAUUUAACUAAAGCUCGUCGCCAUCUGUUUCAAUGGACGAAUGAACAAUCCACUGCAUUUCAUGCUCUUAAACAAGUGCUUACCACUGCACCUCUUUUCCUUCGAUUUCCUGUUGAUGAUUUCCCUCUUCAAUUAGCUACUGAUGCUAGUGGUAUAGCAACUGGUGGUGUAUUAUUUCAAGAUAUUCAUGGUCAACGACAUAAUCUAUUUUAUCAUUCCAAGGUUCUCUCUCCUGUCGAACAAAAAUAUUCAGUUCCUGAAAAGGAAGCUUUAGCUAUUUUUCAUUGUCUUCAACGAAUGCGAACUCUUAUCCUUGGUCGAACUGUUUAUAUUCAUACUGAUCAUUGUCCCAUUUGUGGCAUGUUACGAAAACCUGUUAAUAAUCGUCGUAUUGAACGUGUGGCUAAUUUAAUUCAAGAAUAUCAAAUAGCUGAAAUAAAACAUGUUGACGGUAAAAGCAACUGUCUCGCUGAUUAUCUUUCUCGUACUUUGGCUGAUCCACUUUUUGAUAUUCCGUAUGGUCUUGAAAGUAAACUUACAGCUGCGAACGCUUCCACUUCUUCUUCGUUUCAUCAGUUGGAUCAAAUUUCGGCUAUGACUCUUCGUCCUCGUCCGAAACAGAUUCAAAUAUCUACCCCUGUCGUUCCUGAUCUCGGCUCACCUUCUUCUGAUGCUGUUUCGAUUUGUUCAUCAGAAGCAUCUACUUUAGUGUCAUCACCUUUUACUACUGCACCUUCACCAAAUUCUUUCGAUGUUUCUGCCUUACCACAUGAACAACAACGUGAUCCGGACCUUCAUCGUAUCUUUCAACAACUUACUGAUCGUACUGCUUCAUCUUCUUUAACUUCUUCGUUUAUCAUUAAAAAUAAUAUUCUUCAUAAACUUAUUUCUCGUACACCUACAUCUACACGUAAAUUAGCUGUGCCUUAUCUACCAUCUUCGAUGGUCAAAUCUCUUCUGAUUGCAACACAUGAUGAUCCAUAUCAAGGUGGUCAUUUUUCUGUCGAUAAAAUGUUUUCUAAGCUUCGUCUUCGUUAUUGGUGGCCUCGCAUGCGUCACACUAUUCAACAACAUGUACGCGCUUGUAUUCCUUGUCAACAGUACAACAUCUCUCGGCAGCGACCACCUGGUCAUCUUCAUCCUGUUCCGCCUACUGCUGUUCCGUUUUCUAUUAUCGGUAUGGAUUAUUGUGGUCCUUUCGUUACCUCUUCUAAUGACAAUAAAUAUGUUCUUGUUGUUACUGAUUUAUUUACCAGAUUUGUUACAGCUAUUGCUUUACCUUCAAAUACAGCUGCUAUUACAGCUUUAACUCUUUUUCGUUAUAUCUUCUGCAAAUACGGUGUUUGUUCUACUCUCAUUACUGAUCAAGGCACACAUUUCAAUAACCAACUCAUGAAUGCCUUUCAACAUCUUCUUGGGUAUAAUCACAUUUUUAGCACACCUUAUCAUCCUCAAUCGAAUGGAAUUGUGGAACGGUUCAACGCAUCUAUGGUCGUUCAAGUUUCCAAACUCCAACAACAACAUCAUAACAACUGGGAUGAUUACCUCGAUGCUGUUGUAUUCGCUUAUAAUAUUUCUCAACACAAAACCACUCAAUUUUCUCCAUUUGAGUUGUUAUUUGGUCGUGCUCCUCAACUUCCGAUUGAUUCUCCUCCUCGCAUCUUUUCUUUUGAUCGUCCAAAUGAUCAUUUCGUUCAUCUAAAAAAAAUUCUUAAUGUUUAUCAUCAACAGGCAAAAAAUAAUAUUCUUGCUCAACAAUCUUCCAACAAAACUCGAUAUGAUCGUCAUCGUGGUGAUCCUCAUUAUAACAUUGGUGAUCGUGUUUUUACAAAAGUUUUUACUAGUCGUACGAAACUUGAUCCUCAUUAUUCAGCUGAUCCUCAAAUCAUUGUGCAGGUCAAUCACCCCACCUAUAUCGUUCGUCAUCUAUCAACUGGGAUCGAACGUUCUUAUCAUGUAUCGGAUUUACGUCCCGUUACUUUGGCCUAUGACGACGAUUCUCGUAUAUAA